This is a messenger RNA of Entelurus aequoreus (snake pipefish), 1832 nucleotides long. RefSeq names its product elongation of very long chain fatty acids protein 4-like. Gene Ontology annotation, biological process: fatty acid elongation, monounsaturated fatty acid; fatty acid elongation, polyunsaturated fatty acid; sphingolipid biosynthetic process. Gene Ontology annotation, cellular component: endoplasmic reticulum; endoplasmic reticulum membrane. The record is from RefSeq and is a predicted model, not a curated record. Gene Ontology annotation, molecular function: fatty acid elongase activity. The coding region runs from base 286 to 1206 and encodes 306 amino acids. Lineage: Eukaryota; Metazoa; Chordata; Actinopteri; Syngnathiformes; Syngnathidae. The transcript is spliced from 7 exons.
GAUCGGCUUCUCUUUGAGUAGACUGCGAGAAGAUGAGGACGCUAAGCGGCCGGCUCGCACCUUCAGCCUCGCAUGAUUAGCCUCCCCUUUUAAACAGCGUACAUCUAAGUCUCUUUGCCUUUUUUUGUAUAUAUAUUGUAUAUGCAAUUUUAAUGUCGUUUAAGUGUGAUCGGGGAGUUGUAGAGAGGGACGAGGUGUGACGCUUGGAAAAAGGAGCACGAUCAAUUGCACCGGAUGUUAUUAAACGCCUCAUAAAGAGCAAGGAGUAGAUUCAAGACCAAAGCCAUGGAGGUUGUAUUGCAUAUGGUGAACGACACAAUAGAGUUUUACAAAUGGAGCCUUACUAUAGCAGACAAGCGGGUGGAAACCUGGCCAAUGAUGUCAUCACCCUUACCCACACUGGCCAUCAGCAGCCUCUACCUGCUCUUCCUGUGGGCAGGGCCUCGAUAUAUGCAGGGCCGCCAUCCCUAUACACUCAGAAAGACCCUGAUAGUCUACAACUUCAGCAUGGUGGUCCUAAACUUCUACAUUGCCAAAGAGCUCCUGCUUGGCUCAAGAGCAGCUAGGUACAGCUACCUCUGCCAACCUGUCAACUACUCUAACGACGUCAAUGAAGUCAGGAUAGCAUCAGCUCUUUGGUGGUACUACAUAUCCAAAGGAGUGGAGUUCCUGGAUACUGUCUUCUUCAUCCUGAGGAAGAAGUUCAACCAGGUCAGCUUCCUCCAUGUGUACCACCACUGCACCAUGUUCAUCCUCUGGUGGAUCGGCAUCAAAUGGGUCCCUGGUGGGCAAGCUUUCUUCGGAGCAACGAUCAACUCUGGCAUCCAUGUCAUCAUGUACGGCUAUUAUGGUCUGGCUGCACUGGGACCUCAGAUGCAGAAGUACCUCUGGUGGAAGAAGUACCUCACCAUUAUGCAGAUGAUCCAGUUCCACGUGACCAUCGGACACGCCGGCCACUCCCUCUACACAGGCUGCCCCUUCCCCAACUGGAUGCAGUGGGCUCUGAUUGGCUACGCCGUCACCUUCAUCAUCCUCUUUGCCAACUUCUACUAUCACGCGUACCGACGCAAACCCUCCCAUGCGAACAGGGGGGUUAACCCCGUCACCAAUGGCAUCUCCAAGGCCACCAACGGCCACAGCCAGGCGGAGGAGGUGCAGGACAACGGCAAGAGGCAAAAGGGCAAGGGCCGGGUGAAAAGGGAGUAACGGACUAAGGACGGCUUGCUCGGGAGAUAAACCAGAAGACAGUUUUCAUGACCCAGAGAUGGAAGAGAAGAAGGGUGGGUAGAUGAGGAGGAAAACCAGGUGAGCGCAGUGCAAAUAAACGCAUUGUGGCCGAAUGGGGUAUUGACGGGAAGACAGUUGCUAUUGGUUGUCUUUCGUCACUGUUUUCAUUUAAAAGCAAGCAAAGCAAACAUGCUAAACACGUAGGCUUCAUGUGUCCAACAUGUUUUUUUGGACCAAGUCACACCCGGAAUGUUGUUGAAGCACGCACCAAACAAAUUUUACCUCCAAGUUUUCUUACACUGGAGCCCAGUCAUGUUUUUCUUUGCAAGCUUCCAUAGUCUUAAAUAAUUCUGCUUUUAUUUAUUUAUUAUGAAUUUAUAGCCCCUUGACUGAGUUUAAUUUAAUGAAUUACACAGACACGUGCUGAGGUUUUUCCUAUGGAAGAGCUUUUGUUUACACAGUUGUUGCUAUCCAAUAAAAAGCUUGUGAGUCCAGGUUUUUAUUUUAAAAAAUGGGCGAUUAAAAACUUGGAGAUACACGUUUUUCAUUGGACAGCCAUUAUAUUUAGUAAUAAGAAAAGGCACUCCGUUUACUUUAUUUUGUUU